AAGUUCCGGCGUCCGCGCGGAGGCCAACUUGGAUUCGCUCUCGCGGGUGACCACCGCGCCCGGCCCUUCAGGGUCCAUCAGUUCCCGGUGUCCCCAAACUAGUUGCGGACGCCACUCACAGUGCCGAAUUUUUCCUGAGGCUUUUUGUUUCCUUUCAUCACUUUACGCUGUACCCGUCUGAAAGGGGCUGACAGCAUUUCAGAAAGCAUCUACUUUUCUUGAUGGAUCCAUUCAUCAAAUGAAAUAUGCGUGUACUAUUUUUAAAAGCUUUUUACUUCAUCAUAGAAAAGUUUACCCCCCCCAAAUGAAAAUGAGGACAUUUGAGAGAGUGAUUUGAGAAAGUGUCUUGUCAAAUCGGUGAACCAAAGGAUAAGUACUGAAUAAAUUAAUCUAAAACAUUAUUUUUUAAACCAGAAGGCUCUCAUCUUGACAGAAAAACAAUUUUGAUUCAGUGUGUAUCUUAUGAAAUGAAAAGUGAGAGACAAAAACAGACUUAAUAUAGAUGAAGAUAUUUAGUAAAUAAGCAUUGUCAACUGUAUUCUCAUGAAGAUAACUCAGUAAUGUGAAAUCCUGUACAAAUCCUUGAUUGUGGCCCUAAAAACAAGACUGUUUUUGAUGGGACUGAUAUUAAGAGAAGUAGGACUAUUUGUGCAUUCAACUCACAGUGAUAGAAUUUGUAAUCAUCGGUAUGAAUGGCUUAAUAGAGGAAAUAAAGAAGAUUUCAUCUACAUCCAAAAGUACAGUCAUUUUUUUUUUACUGCUGUUAUUUUGAAAACCUUUUCAUAACCAUUUGAAAAUAAUUGACAACUAUUUUUUAAAGAUUAAAGAAAGGCAGAUGUCUGCAAAUAAUUCUCCUCCAUCAGCCCAGAAGUCUGUGUUACCUGCAACUAUUCCUCCUGUGCUUCCAACUCCUUCUCCGUGUUCAAGUCCUCAGACAGGACUCUCUUCCCGACUCUCUAAUGGAAGCUUCAGUGCACCAUCACUCACCAACUCCAGAGGCUCUGUGCAUACAGUUUCAUUUCUACUGCAGAUUGGCCUCACACGAGAGAGUGUUACCAUUGAAGCCCAAGAACUAUCUUUAUCUGCUGUCAAGGAUCUUGUGUGCUCCAUUGUUUAUCAAAAGUUUCCAGAGUGUGGAUUCUUUGGCAUGUAUGAUAAAAUUCUUCUCUUUCGCCAUGACAUGAACUCAGAAAAUAUUUUGCAGCUGAUUACCUCAGCAGAUGAAAUACAUGAAGGAGAUCUAGUAGAAGUUGUUCUUUCAGCUUUGGCCACAGUAGAAGACUUCCAGAUUCGACCACAUACUCUCUAUGUACAUUCUUACAAAGCUCCUACUUUUUGUGAUUAUUGUGGUGAGAUGCUGUGGGGAUUGGUACGUCAGGGACUAAAAUGUGAAGGUUGUGGACUAAAUUAUCACAAACGAUGUGCCUUCAAGAUACCAAAUAACUGUAGUGGAGUAAGAAAGAGACGGCUAUCGAACGUAUCUCUACCAGGACCUGGCCUCUCAGUUCCAAGACCCCUACAGCCUGAGUGUAUAGCCCUUCUCAGUGAAGAGUCACAUGUUCACCAAGAACCAAGUAAGAGAAUUCCAUCUUGGAGUGGUCGCCCAAUCUGGAUGGAAAAGAUGGUAAUGUGCAGAGUAAAAGUUCCACACACGUUUGCUGUUCACUCUUACGGCCGCCCCACAAUAUGUCAGUACUGCAAACGGUUACUGAAAGGUCUCUUUCGCCAAGGAAUGCAGUGCAAAGAUUGUAAAUUCAAUUGCCAUAAACGCUGUGCAUCAAAAGUACCAAGAGACUGCCUUGGAGAGGUUACUUUCAAUGGAGAACCUUCCAGUCUGGGAACAGAUACAGAUAUACCAAUGGACAUUGACAAUAGUGACAUAAAUAGUGAUGGUAGUCGAGGCUUGGAUGACACAGAAGAGCCAUCUCCCCCAGAAGAUAAAAUGUUCUUCCUGGAUCCAUCUGAUCUUGAUGUGGAACGAGAUGAAGAAGCUAUUAAAACAAUCAGUCCAUCAACAAGCAAUAAUAUUCCGCUAAUGAGAGUCGUACAAUCCAUCAAGCACACAAAGAGGAAGAGCAGCACAAUGGUGAAGGAAGGGUGGAUGGUCCAUUACACCAGCAGGGAUAAUCUGAGAAAGAGGCAUUAUUGGAGACUUGACAGCAAAAGUCUAACAUUAUUUCAAAAUGAAUCUGGAUCAAAGUAUUACAAGGAAAUUCCACUUUCAGAAAUUCUCCAAGUAUCUUCACCACGAGAUUUCACAAACAUUUCACAAGGCAGUAACCCACACUGUUUUGAAAUCAUCACUGACACUAUGGUAUACUUUGUUGGUGAGAACAAUGGGGACAACUCUCACAAUCCUGUUCUUGCUGCCACUGGAGUUGGACUUGAUGUAGCACAGAGCUGGGAAAAAGCAAUUCGCCAAGCCCUCAUGCCAGUGACCCCUCAAGCAAGUGUUUGCACUUCUCCAGGGCAGGGGAAAGACCACAAAGAUUUAUCUACCAGUAUCUCUGUAUCUAAUUGUCAGGUCCAGGAGAAUGUGGACAUCAGUACCGUUUAUCAGAUCUUUGCAGAUGAGGUGCUUGGUUCUGGCCAGUUUGGCAUUGUUUAUGGAGGAAAACAUAGAAAGACUGGAAGGGAUGUGGCUAUUAAAGUAAUUGAUAAGAUGAGAUUUCCCACAAAGCAGGAAAGUCAACUCCGUAAUGAAGUGGCUAUUUUACAGAAUUUGCAUCAUCCUGGGAUUGUAAACCUGGAAUGUAUGUUUGAAACACCAGAACGAGUCUUUGUGGUAAUGGAAAAGUUGCAUGGAGAUAUGUUGGAAAUGAUUCUAUCCAGUGAGAAAAGUCGCCUUCCAGAACGAAUUACAAAAUUCAUGGUCACACAGAUACUUGUUGCUUUGAGGAAUCUACAUUUUAAGAAUAUUGUGCACUGUGAUUUAAAGCCAGAAAAUGUGCUGCUUGCAUCAGCAGAGCCCUUUCCUCAGGUGAAGUUGUGUGACUUUGGAUUUGCACGCAUUAUUGGUGAGAAGUCAUUUCGGAGAUCUGUAGUAGGAACUCCAGCAUACUUAGCCCCUGAGGUUCUCAGAAGCAAAGGUUACAACCGUUCUCUAGAUAUGUGGUCAGUGGGAGUCAUUGUCUAUGUGAGCCUCAGUGGUACAUUUCCAUUCAAUGAGGAUGAAGAUAUAAAUGACCAGAUCCAAAAUGCUGCAUUUAUGUAUCCACCAAAUCCAUGGAGAGAAAUUUCUGGUGAAGCAAUUGAUUUGAUAAACAACCUGCUUCAAGUGAAGAUGAGAAAACGCUACAGUGUUGACAAAUCUCUUAGUCAUCCCUGGCUACAGGACUAUCAGACAUGGCUUGACCUUAGAGAAUUUGAAACUCGCAUUGGAGAACGUUACAUUACACAUGAAAGUGAUGAUGCUCGCUGGGAAAUACAUGCAUAUACACAUAACCUUGUAUACCCAAAGCACUUCAUUAUGGCUCCCAAUCCAGAUGAUAUGGAAGAAGAUCCUUAAUUAUCAAUGAGCUAACUUCAAUAAGGAAGGAUUUAAUUUUAUGGACUGAUAUUUUGCUUCAUAACUGUUAUUUGUAUGUUGUCAUCUGCAAGGAAGCCAAGACAUGAGGAAAUACAAGGAAUUGGUGAUAAUCAAUACUGUAGUUCAUAUGUAGAUACAGGAAGGGAAGCUAAGUAAUAAAAACACAUAAUGGAAUCAAGGGGAAGCUUUCUAUAAAUUUUUAUAGCAUAAGUAAUAACUGGUUUUGUAUUGUUUCCUGAUCCUUCACUUAAGUACAAUAAUGCCACUUAAUUUAUCUUCCCUUUCCUGAUCUUAUGUCAUUUUUUUUUUAAAGGCAAGCUAGCAAAGCUUGACCAAAUCAUACAAAGAUUGUAAAGUUGAUUACUAAACAUAUUUUCAUUGAAGCAAUAACUGUGAGGCUAAUAAUAUGUGAUUUACUAUAAGGACUUUUAAAUGUUUGUCUAACCGACCAUAGGGGCAUUGAAGCAUUUUUCCUAGAUGCCUACAGAGUGCCAGGCUGUUUUAUCUUUCUUGGUUAGGUCAGUUAAGACUCUAAAACAGUGAUUCCUUACUUUUUUGGAGCUGCAACUCUGAUUAGGGCCUCUACAACAUAAGAAUGAAAUUAUCACCUUUUGAGUAUUUUGCAAUAGCCACUAAGAUAAUUUGGAAUGAUUGGUGUUAGUAACCAAAAAAUAGGAGUAGGUACUGCUGGUGUAAGUACUGUGUGGUUAUGUGUGCCUUCUUGUAGUUCAUUCUGCUGCUUAACAUUGAUGUUCCCACCUGAUACCACUGUGAUGCCACACUGUGUCCCCAGCACUGCAUGGGUGAAGAUCUGAACUUUAAUUACAUAAUUGCUAUCUUUACCCAAGGUUGAAUAAUUUGAGGGAGAAAAGUAAAUAUAUACUAAAAGGAAGGCCAGUGUAGGUCAGUUAAUGCUAUCUAUAUCGUCACUGUAUAGCAAACAGUAUCUCUUUUUCUUGCCUCAGCCUAUUGGAGGGUUUGCAAAUGUUGGGAAUGUUUUAAAUCAGUAUUUUCAUUUUAAGCAAUUUAGGGUUUGGUUUGUGGGUGGAAUAGACAUGAAACACUCAGUUUAUGAGGGUUGCACUAUGUUAUAUUAGCUUAGCCCAGCAAAUGAAAGAGUGGAGUAAGUGCUUCUUUUUACAUUUCAGCUCCAGCAGCCAGCUAUUUUAAAAUAGUUACUAAUACAGGUUGAGUAUCCCUUAUUUGAAAUGCUUGGGAUCAAAGUGUUCCAGAUUUUAGAGUUUUUUAGAUUUUACGAUAUUUAUAUAAACUUUACUGGUUGAGCAUCCCUGAUCUGUAAAUCUGAAAUGCUUUGAAAUCCAAAACUUUUCGAGCUCUGCAUUACUUUCACAUUAGGGAUGUUGGGCUCAGUGGUAGUUUUUGCCAAGUAUGCACAAAGCCCUCGGUUUGAUCCCCAUGGGGGUAGGGGGAACACAGAUUAGGGAUGUCAAGUUGUAUUUUUCCCAAAGAAAAUUUAAGAUUUGGGAUCCACUUAAAAUAUAUAUAUAGUGGCUUUUGUUUCUUCAUUUUUCAGUAAUCACCACAGACCUUGUUUGUCUGUUUCCUUCUUCCACACUCUAAAAGUAAAAGAUUUGGAGUCAGAAAAUCUGGAUUUAAGUCUUUGGCUCCAUUAUUUAUUAGCUCUGCUGGCCUGGGUAGAUAGCCCACCUAAGUCUUUAGUUCUCAGUUUAUGAAAUGAAGACUACAGUCCUUGCCUCUACCUUCCUCACAGUGGUUGCAAAGAUCAGAUAUGAAUGAAUGUACUCAGUAAGCUCAAAAUUAUAAACAUGAAUUACUGCCCACUGAAUUUGAGGUAGUAAAGGAAAAGAAUGCUCCUGCACAUCAACAGAGUAAGACUGAGAUGGCUUUUACAGAUCCCAAAAGCAACUGUCCUACUAUGACAAAAACAUCAUUGAGAAAAUAAUAGAAAGAUUAUGCAGUGGUUAUAUAUUCUAAGUUCUUUGAGUGUUUUAAUUUAUCCUCACAAUAUCACAUGGUAAGUACAUUACGAACCCCAUUUUAUACAUGAGGAAACUAAGGCACAAAGAAAUUAGCUACUAAAAUUCCCACAGUAGUAUGUGAAUAUGAACCCAGGCAGAAUGUCUCCAGAAUCCCUCUUCACCCUGCUGGCCAUUAUGCUGUACACUAUCCUUUGCAAAUAUAUUUUUUCACUGAGGGAUAUUCCGCACAUCUCGUUAAUCUGUUCUCUUAGAGCAGUUGCAAAGAUUAAACCAAAUUAGAGAAAACUUUGGAUUUUCCCUGUGUUAGAGAAUGACUUCCCCAAAUUUCUCCAAAGUAAGCCUGUUUAUAUCAACAUGCACAAAAUGGAAUAAUUUUGAGUCACUACUGUGGUUUUACUACAUAAGGUAAAAAUUAACUGGAAUGUUCGUUUGCUAUUCUUAUAUAAUCAAACUUUACAAGCCAUGAAAUUAAUUGCACUCUUUUUGUUAAUGCCUACGUUUUCUAAAAAGUUUUGUAAGGGCACUGUCAGAUAAUUUGGAGUUGAGUAAUUACUCCAGAUACUGUAUAACUUGCAUAACCUUUUGUCUUGAAAUUGUGUUUGUAUAAGAAAUAAUUGCUAGAAACAUUUGAUAAUGUACAAAGUAGUCUAAUGACAUUCUUCAGUACAUUUUUAUAUUUUUUGUUACAUCCCACUUUUUGUAAAUAUGCUCUAAGAAGCUUGAUAAUAAAAUGUAUUUCUGUAUCACUAUA
This is a messenger RNA of Marmota monax (woodchuck), 6241 nucleotides long. It is a transcript of the gene Prkd3, whose product is annotated as protein kinase D3. Gene Ontology annotation, biological process: protein phosphorylation. The record is from RefSeq and is a predicted model, not a curated record. The transcript has 19 exons. The coding region runs from base 836 to 3508 and encodes 890 amino acids. Gene Ontology annotation, molecular function: ATP binding; protein serine/threonine kinase activity. Lineage: Eukaryota; Metazoa; Chordata; Mammalia; Rodentia; Sciuridae.